AUGUCGCUCGCGUGGCUCCGGAACCACGCGCGCAACCGUGAUCGCGGUACAACCAGGACGCGUUCCAACAGCCAGCGUCUCGCAGCCCAACGUGCGCACCGUCAGUUCGCCGGCGCCGAGGCGUACGCGCCGCGUAUCACCUACGACAAUUCGUUCGUUGUGGAUAGUAGUGUCACGUCCCGCGAUGCCAACUGGGUCACUGACGACCAGUACAAACGCCAAUACCUCCGUCUCGGUUGGGAGGUGGCACUGAUUCGUAAGGAUGGCAACUGCCUCUUUCGAGCGCUGAGCGACCAGCUUUACGGUCACGAGCGUCGCCACUUAGAACUGCGUCGACGUCUGGUAGACUUUAUCGAUUUGGAGCGUGCAUUCUUCGAGCCGUUCGUGGCUGGUGAGGGAGUCGUCAAGUACUGUGCACGACUUCGUGAAGCAGGGGCAUGGGGCGGCCACCCAGAGCUCGUCGCAGCAUCCAGGCUGUUGGGUGUCACCAUAAUCGUGCACACGGGCCCCGUCAAGCGGCUCCGCAUCGACACUGACAAGUACGCGCGGACUAAGGAAGGCAAGGGCAAGACGAUCAAUCUUCUGCUCAAACACGACCACUACAGUAGCCUUCGAAAGAGGGAAAAGCCGCUUCAUCAGCAACACGGAUGCUCGAAUAUGUGUCUGUGCAGACGAAUUGUGACGCCGUCUCGAGCUUCUCUUGACUCUCGCGCCUCUCUGGGUGCUCGUCCGUCAGAUCUCGGGGCUAGCUUUGUCGAUCGCAAUUCGGAUGCGACUAGACGCAGUUCCCUUGGCGCUCGACCUGCCGAUAUCGGUAUCGAGCAGCGUGGUCGACUCAAAGGUGCCUACGGCCGCAAGUCUGUGCCAGACGCCCCCAACAGCAGAAGCAAUGAGGACAAGCGACUUGAAAAGGGCCCGGCCAAGCCAAAGUCGCGACUUCCUUCUCCCCCGGACAAACCGAAAACUCCUGCUCCGGCACCACCGACUCAAUCUGUGCCUGCUAAGGCUAAGGUUGCCGCUCCUGCUGCCCCAUCUCGACCAAAGGCGCGUGCCCCCGCGCCGCCCAGCAAGCCAAAGUCCCCAGCACCAGCUCCGCCGAGUCAGCUGGCAUCUGUGGCAUCAAUUCCGCAGGUUUCUUCCCCUGAACACAGCAAAGCGGCAUCGCCACGUAGGCCUCGGUCCCCCUUACCAACCCCACCUGCAAAGCAGAAGACCCCAGGCGUAGUGCUUUUCCAGCCAGAGUCGUUAAAACCGGUCGUGAAGCCGAAAGCUCCACUGGUAGUACUCUUUGAGCCUGAGCAAACUCCCACGCCCAAAUCAACGGCUAAGAAGUCGACUGUAAGCACCGCGACGCCUGUGAAAACUACGUCGGCAUUGGUUCGGGAUGCUGAAGAGGAGGAACCUGAGUCGCCAUCAGGUGGACGCGAGAAGGUCCCUCAGCGUGGCGUCCGUCUCCCGCGUCGUGCCGUCUUUAAUGGUGGCAAACGUCGCCGUUCCAGUGCGGCGGCGCUUUCGUUGCUGCAAGAAGUCUCGGUUAGCUUAAAUGGUAGCACCCCUGAGGUUACGAUCGAGCCUGUUCCUGUCGUGAAGCCCGUGGUGAAGACGAUCAAGCCCGUGAUGGUGGCGAAACCGGUCGUGAAAACGAUCAAACCCGUGACAAUGACCAAAGCGGUCGUCAAGACGGUUAAGCCCACGACUGUAUCCACGCCGACGGUCACUCCUGUCACUGCGGCCAAGCCGACCCCACCAGCGCCGCGCUCCAUGGAGAUCAAGAAGUCAAGUAAAAAGGUUUUCCGUCAAGGCCGCCCUGUGUCCGCUGCAUGCUGA
Molecule: messenger RNA, 1827 nt
Organism: Phytophthora infestans T30-4
Lineage: Eukaryota; Oomycota; Peronosporomycetes; Peronosporales; Peronosporaceae
Exons: 1
Coding region: 1-1827 (608 amino acids)
Biological process (GO): protein deubiquitination
Molecular function (GO): cysteine-type deubiquitinase activity
Source: RefSeq, a predicted model, not a curated record